Molecule: messenger RNA, 8855 nt
Organism: Neofelis nebulosa (Clouded leopard)
Lineage: Eukaryota; Metazoa; Chordata; Mammalia; Carnivora; Felidae
Gene: CFLAR
Product: CASP8 and FADD like apoptosis regulator
Exons: 10
Coding region: 2133-3659 (508 amino acids)
Biological process (GO): proteolysis; negative regulation of extrinsic apoptotic signaling pathway via death domain receptors
Molecular function (GO): protein binding; cysteine-type endopeptidase activity
Source: RefSeq, a predicted model, not a curated record
CAUUAAUGCAAAAAAGUCACAAUGAACAAAAUAUCAGAAUUUAAAAUAGAGACAGCGUCAGUAUUACUGAUUUUUCUUUUGCCUCAGGUUCCAGUAUGGCUUGGCACAGAGUGUCAUUAUGUAAGGGAUAUGGUGGGAGGGAGGAUGCAGAUAAGGGGCAUACUAAGGAGUGAAUUGAAGUUGUGGGAGUUGAAGCACUGAGUGCAGACUCUUCCUUCAUAAGAUUCCAUUUAUGUGAAGGGAAAUAAAGUGAAAGGGUGGUUGGCCUUGGGAUCUCAGGCUUAAGGUCUUUUUUGUUUUAUUUCUUUUUUUAAUAUUGGAGAGACUUGAACAUGUUUAUAAGCUGGAGGUAGAGAGAGGUUGAUGAAAGAGUGUUUGUAGGGGCUCACAGAGACAGAGGGCAUGGGGGGUACGGGGUGGAUGGCCCUGGCAAGGUGAAGGGCAGCAGGUGAUGGCCCCACAAUGGGAAGGUGGAAGGUUGUGGAAACUUAUUCCUGAUAAAUGGCAAGGUCAACUGAUGAGGGAUGGCACUAGUAUGUGGUGAAAGUUAGAGCUGUUAGGCAGCUGUGGAGAUGGAGCUGACCAAGGUCCUGUAAAAGUAGUUGCUGAGUGACAGUAAGGACCAGGUCAAGUUGAAAGCCACAAGGGUUUGGUGUGAUCUUUCCCUCUCUCCUUGGCAUGACUUGCUACUCUAAAUGUAUGAGUGGAGGAGGCUUACCAUCCAAAGAUGGGAUGCUGGGGUGGCCAACUAUCCUGGUUUUCCCAGGACUGAGGAGUUUCCUGAUGAUACAGACAGGACUUUUAGUGCUAAAACUGGAAGGUUCUGGCAAAUCAGGACGAGUCAUAUACCGAAGAGCUGGUGGUCAGGAGGCAAAAGGGCAAGAUAAUUGCAGGUAUUGGUCAGAGAGAGUUAGCAUGUGCUCUAGGAUCAGUCCAGGGAGAAAAGGAAGUGAGGCCAUUACCUGGUAGCAACUUGUGAAGACUCCAGUUAUUCACUGAUUCAUUCAGCAAAUACUAAUUGAGUGCCUACUAUGAGUCAGGCACUGGGGUCCUUGCCCAGGAUUUAACCACAAAGAAGAUAAAAAUGUCCUCAUAGAUUAUCCUUCUGUGGUGGCUAAGGUCAGUUGGUGCUCAGGACCCAUUCCCAUCUCUGCCUAGAGGAUGGAACAUUACAAACUGCAUUUCCUAGACUCCUUUACAACUGGGAUGUAAACUAAGUUCUGCCAACUAGGUGCAUUCAGGCAAGAUUUGUAAACAGAAGCGAGGUAAAGCCUAACAGCUGGCUGCUCUUGUUAGUUUCUCUGUUGGCAAGCAUUGUGGUGGUGAGGUAGGGAUUUGGGCAGCAGCAGUUACCAUGUCCACUCACCAGAUUUAGAGGUGUUGGAAGCAGGUGGUGUGGUCGGCUGCUUUCUGAUUUCUGGGUCACUCCCAUGCAGGUGAGCCCAGCACUCCCAGGGACAGCCUCCUGAUUCCCCACUGCCCUGGCUGAACCAAGAUCUUUCUGGGUAUAGAGGAAGUUUUUUCAGAAGCCCAGGCGAGAGCCAUUUCCUCCAGCUCUUACAACAGUUUUGGAAGCACCUGUAUUACAUGUAUUUCUACUGAAAAUACCUGGAGUGUUUUUUGUUUCUAGAACCUGAUACCACCCCUUCUAUUAGUCAGUGUUGUGGAUUUUAACUCUGGUGACAUCAGGUUUGUUUAGUUUUUUUAAAUGGCAACGGUCCCAUGACCUCCAUGUGAGAAAUGAAACUGGAACCGGUCUUAGUUGCUUUGGUUGUGAAGAUUGGGGACAGUUUGAAGCACUGUGGAGAUUUUGUGUAGGUGUGGAAAAGAAGAAUUAAACUAGAAUUUGCCAGUAAAGGGAGAAAAAGAAAAGGGGGAUUUCUUACAAAUUUUAGAAAACAUACCCAGAUGCCAGUUUUGUCUGGCUAGAGAAGGUGAACUGCUUAAAACAGUAGCGUGAAACCAAACUGACAGAAUAUUAACCAAUCAGGAGGACUGGGUAUUUGAAAACAAGAAAGAAAAAGAAUUGGAUUUGGAUCCCCCUUUGUCUCUCAGCAGCUGCAAGUGAACUUCUAAGGAGAACUCCUCCAUUGGAAAGGGGAUUUUGAAAGAAAUGAAGAAAACCAUCAGAAAUGAUGUCAGCAGCCUCAUGGCCUUUUGUUGACUGGAGUGGAGUUUUAUUAUUGCAUUUCCUUGGAAAGACACUGCGCAGGAUGUCUGCUGAAGUCAUCUAUCAGGUUGAAGAGGCGCUUGAUGAAGACGAGAAGGAAACGAUUCUUUUUUUGUGCCGGGACAUUGCUGCAGAUGUUGUUCCCCUUAAUGUCAGGGACCUUCUGGAUAUUUUAAGUGAGAGAGGAAAGCUGUCUGCCAUGGGCUUGGCUGAGCUACUGUACAGAGUGAGGCGGUUUGACUUGCUCAAGCGGAUUUUGAAGAUGGACAAAAGGGCGGUGGAGACGCACCUGCUCAGGCACCCUCAGCUUGUUUCAGACUAUAGGGUGUUGAUGACAGAGAUUGGUGAAGAUUUGGACAAAUCUGAUGUGUCCUCAUUAAUUUUCCUCAUGAGGGAUCAUAUGGGCCGAAGCAAGGUAGCCAAGGAUAAGAGUUUCCUAGAUCUUGUGAUUGAAUUGGAGAAGCUAAAUCUGAUUGCUCCAGAUCGAUUGGAUUUAUUAGAAAAAUGCUUAAAGAACAUCCACAGAAUAGACCUGAAGACAAAAGUCCAGAAAUACAAGCAGUCUGCUCAAGGAGGUGAAACAAGUUAUAUAAGUGCACUCCAGGCAUCUCUCCCAAAUUUGAGUCUUAAGGAUCCUUCAUAUAACUUAAGGCUCCAGAAUGGGAGAAGUAAUGAACAAAGACUCAAUGUGGGACAACCUGAUACUCAGAGAGAAUCAGUGAAGACAUCCAUUCAGGAAUCAGGAACAUCUCUACCUCAGCACAUACAAGAGAGAUAUAGGAUGCAGAGCAAGCCCCUGGGAAUCUGCCUGAUAAUUGACUGCAUUGGCAAUGAUACAGAGUUUCUUCGGGACACUUUUACUUCCUUGGGCUAUGAAGUCCAGUAUUUUUUGUACCUGCGUGUGGACAGUAUAAUCCAGAUUCUUCGCCAAGUUGCCUGCAUGCCCCAACACCAAGACUAUGACAGCUUUGUGUGUGUCCUGGUGAGCCGAGGUGGCUCCCACAGCGUGUUUGGCGUGGAUCAGACACAGCCAGGGUUCCCUUUGGAUCAGAUCAGGAGGAUGUUCAUGGGAGAUGCAUGCCCUUCUCUCUUAGGGAAGCCAAAGCUCUUUUUUAUUCAGAACUAUGUGGUGUCAGAGGGCCAACUGGACAGCAGCAGCUUCCUGGAGGUGGAUGGGCCAGCAGUGAACAAUGUGGAGUCCAAGGCCAGGCAGCCUGUGCCCUGUACCAUCCACCGAGAAGCUGACUUCCUCUGGAGCCUGUGCACAGCAGACGUGUCCCUGUUGGAACGGUCCUCCAGCUCACCGUCGUUGUACCUGAAGUGCCUUUCCCAGAAACUGUGGCAAGAAAGAAGACGCCCACUCUUGGAACUCCACAUUGAACUCAACAGCAGUGUGUAUGAUUGGAACAGCAAAGUGUCUGCUAAGGAGAGGUACUACGUCUGGCUGCAGCACACUCUGAGAAAGAAACUCAUCCUCUCUUGCAAAUGAAAAGCCAAAAGACUUUCUUAGCUCUGCAGUCUCCAUCACUAGCCCCAAGUAGUUUUCAAGCAAAUGUAUGUGUCACGUGGGUAAGAUGGGGUCCUGUUAUGGCAGAAAUGACCGUCUGUGAGGAAUGUUAUCAGGAAGGGGUGUUUGAGCUAAAGCUUCUGGGUUGAGGGUUUUGGCCUCUGUUGCUGAAAGCUUGUCAAAACAGUGUUAAAAAGGAAAUAGCUUUGAAACUUUAUUAUUAUUUUUUUAAUGUUUAUUUAUAUUUGAGAGAGAGAGAGACAGUGUGUGAAUGGGGGAGGGGUACAGAGAAACAGAGACAGAAUCUGAAGCAGGCUCUAGGCUCUGAGCUGUCACCACAGAGCCUGAUGCAGUGCUCGAACUCACACGCCGUGAGACAGAUCAUGACCUGAGCUGAAGUUGAAUGCUUAACCAACUGAGCCACCCAGGCACCCUGGCUUUGAAACUUUAAAAAGCAAGUACUGGUUGAAUUGGGUGACUCAUGAUUGUGUUGCCUUCCCUCGUGCAAUCAAGUAAACCGGAGCCAUGGAGAUAAGGUUGCAGUAACACAGUUAAUUAGCCUGUGUGUAUCCAUGCUCCAAGAAGAAAAGUAAAAUAAAAAACCAAAACAAUGAGGGACACCUGGAUGGCUCAAUUGGUUGAGCAUCCAACUCUUGAUUUUGGCCCAGGUCAUGAUCCAGGGUUGUGGGAUCAAGCCCUGCAACACGUGCUGAGCGUGGAGCCUUCUUAAGAUUCUCUCUUUCUGACGGGCGCCUUGUUGGCUCAGUCGGUUAAGUAUCCGACUUCGGCUCAGGUCAUGGUCUCACUGUCAUGGGUUUGAGCCCUGUGUCAGGCUCUGUGCUAACAGUUCAGAGCCUGGAGCCUCCUUCAGAUUCUGUGUCUCCCUCUUUCUCUGCCCAUCCCACGUUCAUGCUCUGUCUCUCAAAAAUGAAUAAAUGUUAAAAAAAAAAAAAGAUUCUCUCUUUCUGAGUAUCCAAUGGAAAAAAGACAGUGUCUUUAGCAAACAGUGCUGGGAGAACUGGACAGCAAUAUGCAGAAGAACGAAGAUGGACCACUUUCUUACACCAUUCACAAAAAUAAAUUCAAAAUGGAUGAAAGACCUAAAUGUGACGCAGGAAACCAUCAAAAUUCUAGAGGAGAAAACAGCCAACAACCUCUAUGACCUCGGCCCCAGCAACUUCUUACACAACACGUCUCUGAAGGCAAGGGAAAUAAAGGCAAAAAUGAACAAUUGGGACCUCAUCAUGAUAAAAAGCUUCUACACAGCAAAGGAAACAACAAAACUAAAAGGCAGCCAAUGGAAUGGGAGAAGAUAUUUGCAAAUGACAUAUCAGAGAAAGGGCUAGUAUCCAAAAUAUAAAAAGAACUUAACAAACUCAGCACCCAAAAAACAAAUAUUCCAGUGAAGAAAUGGGCAGAAGACAUGAAUAGAUAUUUUUCCAAAGAAGACAUCCAGAUGUCUAACAGAUACAUGAAGAGAUGCUCAAAAUCACUCAUCAUCAGGGAAAUACAAAUCAAAACCACAUUGAGAUACCAUCUCACACAGGUCAGAGUGGCUAAAAUUAGUAUCAACAGAUGUUGGCGAGGAUGUAGAGAAAGGGGAGCCCUCUUGUACUGUCGGUGGGAAUGAAAACUGGUGCAGCCACUCUGGAAAACAGUGUGGAGUUUCCUCAAAAAAUUAAAAAUAGAAUUACCCUACGACUCAACAAUAGUACUACUAGGAAUUUAUCCAAAGGAUACGGGAGUGCUGUUUCACAGGGACACAUGUACCCCAAUGUUUAUAGCAACAGUAUCAACAAUAGCCAAAUUAUGGAAAGAGCCCAAAUGUCCCUCAACUGAUGAAAGGAUAAGGAAGAUGUAGAUGGAUGGAUAUAUGGAUAAUGGAAUUAUGUGUAAUGGAAUACUACUUGGUGAUGAAAAAAAUGAAAUCUUGCCAUUUGCAGCAGCAUGGAUGAAACUGGAGGGUAUUAUGCUAAGUGAAAUAAGUCAGUCAGAGAAAGUCAGAUAUGUGAUUUCACUCAUAUGUGGAAUUUGAGAAACUUAACAGAAGACCAUAGGGGAAGGGAAGGAAAAAUAAGUUACAAACAGAGAGGGAUGCAAACCAUAAGAGACUCUUAAAUACAGAGAACAAACUGAAAGUUGAAGGGGGUAGGAAGUUGAGAGGGCAGGGAAAAUGGGAGAUGGGCAUUGAGGACAGAUCUUGUUGGGAUGAGCACGGGCUGUUGUAUGUUCUUACAUUAGAUUAGGAAUCUAAUCUUGAAUACACUGUAUGUUAGCUAACUUGACAAUAAAUUAUUAAAAUAAAAAAAUUAAAAUAAAAUAAUUCUCCAAAAAAAAAAAGAUUCUCUCUUUCUCUCCCUCUCCCCUCUCUCCUGCUUAUGUACUCUCUCUCUCUCUCUCUCUCUCUCUCUUUCUCUCUGUCAAACAAAAACAAAAACAAUGAAACAUAACAAACACUUACAAUCUUACCUACCACAUACAACCACAGUUAAUUUGCAAAUUUAUUUUCUGUGUACAAGAUUCAGAUGUUAAGUCAGGGGGACUGUCUUUCUCUGUUCAGGCUACUAUGACAAAGUGCCAGAGACUGGAUGGCUUAAAGAAACACUUAUUUCUUGCAGUUCUAGAGACUGGGAAGUCCAAGAUCAAGGUGCUGACACAUCUGGUGUCUGGUGAGAACCUGCUUCUGUGUCUGCUAAUGACCAUCUUCUCAUGGUGCCCUCACAUGUCAAAGAGCAGAUACAGGAAGCAAACUGUCUGUGAUAGCUCUACCUUCAUGACGUAGUCACCCCAAACACCCUGCCUCCUAAUAUCAUCACACUGAGGCUUAGGGUUUCAACCUAUGAAUUUGGUGAGGGACACAAACAUUCAGACAAUAGCAGUGACUUUAUAAUUUGAGAUUACUUGUCUGUCUAGAACUCAAGUGACACUUUACAGCAAAUAAUUUUCUCUCGCAGAUUUGAUGACAUGACCUAAAAAGAGAUCAUUAUUUAAAAAUAUCAUUUAAGGGGUGCCUGGGUGGCUUAGUCAGUUAAGUGUUUGACUUCGGCUCAGGUCAUGAUUUUGCGGUUCAUGAGUUUGAGCCCCACCUUGGGCUCUGUGCUGACAGCUCACAGCCUGGAGUCUGCUUCAGAUUCUGUGUCUCCCUCUCUCUCUGCCCUUCCCCUAUGCAUUCUCUCUCUCUCUCUCUCAAAAAUAAACAUUAAAAAAUUUAAAAUAUUUAAAGUAUUUAUUUAUUUAUUUAUUUUUAAGUUUAUUUAUUCUGAGAGAGAGAGAGAGAGAGAGAGAGAGAGAGAGUGCAAAAGCUGGGGAGGGAAAGAGAGAGAGGGAGACAAAGAGAAUCCCAAGCAGGUUCCACACUGUCAGAGAGGGAGCCCACACAGGGCUUGAACUCAUGAAAUGUGAGAUCAUGACCUGAGCUGAAAUCAAGAGUCAGAUGCUUAACCAACUGAGCUACACAGGCACCCCUCAUUUAAAAUUAAAAAAAUAUAUAUAUUUAUUUUUAUAUUUUUUGACUUGGUUUUAAAUGGUGUGUAUUUCUUAUGUGCAUAUUUGUGUGUGUUUCGCUGUGACCAAUCAGCAAGACUGAAAAGCAUGAAAGGAGUAUUCAGACCAUUCAUAAGCAGUUAUUUUUGCUUUUUGUUUUAAUGAGUGUGGGACACCUGAGGAUAUUUUUGAAUGUAACAUUGUUGAGGGGCACCUGCAAGAAUAAUGUAUAUGCCUGUCCUCAUGAACCAGAACCUUGUGUUAAUUAUUACAGAAAGAAACCGGGAGAGAUCUUAGAGACCUGACAGCUUUGGCAUCCUUUUCUGUUCCAUCCAGACCAGGUCAUAAGCAUUUUCCAUUUAUUCUGUUUCUUAUCUUAUGCUGGAAUAGCACAUGUUUUUUUACCUUUUUUUCCUCUUUACUUUUGAGGCGGGAUCAUCCCCACUCUUGCAAGUAACUUGCCUCAAAAUACCAUGUAUAGGAUCUUUGGCUCACAAAAAAAAUUGCAGACCAAACCCAGAAACAAAGUAUUUAUUUAUAUUGCUUUUUAGUUUUAUGCAUUUUUGUAUAUUAUUAAGAUAACUUGCAUUUGCAAUAACAAAGAUGGACUUUGAAUACAUUAGGCAAGCGAAAUAAAUCAGACACAAAAAGAAAAAUACUGUAUAAUUUUACAUAUGUGUGGAAUCUUGAAAACAAAAAACAAACAAAGGACUCAUAGAAAAAGACAUCACACUUGUGGUUACCAGAGGUAACCACAGAGGUUGGGGGAGAGGGAAUUGGAAGAAGGUAGUCAAAAGGUACAAACUUCCAGCUAUGAGAUAAGUAAGUACUAGGGAUGUAAUGUACAACAGUGGCUAAUACUGCUGUACGAUAUACGGGACAGUUGUUAAGAAAUUAAAUCCCAAGAGUCCUCAUCACGAAGAAAAAAAUUUUCCUUUGUCCUUUCCUUUCUUUUCUUUUUAUUGCAUCUAUAUAAGAAGAUGGAUGUUAGUUAAAUUGAUCAUGGUAAUCAUUUCAUAGUAUAUGUAAAUCAAACCAUCACACUGUAUGCCUUAAAAUUUAGACAGUGAUGUAUGUUAAUUAUUUCUCAAUAAAACUAGAAAAAACAUUUGAAAAGGACAAUAAAUCUAAAUGAAUUUAAAAGGUAACCUAUAAAUGAAAACUUGAUACAUUUAAUGAAUUAAAUUUCUGUAUAUAAAUAUGAUGGUAAACUUAAUCAAGCAUUCAUUCAACUGAAACCACAAGUCUAAUACAUUAGAUUUUCUUAAAUGUUUUAAACACACUAAAAAAUAGACAAUUUACAAUGAUUACAAAAUGGAUCAGUACAUUCGGUUACAAAAGUAUGUGUAUGAUGUACUUAGGCUUAUUUCUUCAUUGUGUUUACAUUCCUUUUUUUUUUUUUUUUUUUUACCUUUCAAAUUUUCUAAGAUUAUGGCAAAAAUGGAUAGUCUAUGAUUCAGGACUUGAAGUUUAAGAUUUAGUGUGCCAUUCAGGGUGUUUUACCUGAGUCUGUCAUCCAAUUGGAUUAGCUGUUUUUAUAGUUAGACUUUAUUCAUUGGUUGAGAUUUACCAAUUGCUGGAAUUAUUGACUUUGGCAUCAGAUAUGUUUUGAUUUUUUGUAACCUCGUUUCUUUGAUGUAUUCUUGUUAUAGUCUAAUUUCUAUUUCUAUUUUAAAAUAAAAAGUAGUAAUAUGA